AUGGAGGAGGAGACGACGGAAGAGGUGGAUGAGGAUAUCAUUAUGGAGGAGCUUGAAGGAACAAUUAUGAAGGUUGAGGCUCCUAAGGAGCCAUUACCCGAGGUGCAAACCUUACAAACUGAGGAAGGAGCGGGUAGUGUUGUGAGUGAGAGUGUGACAAAGAAAGAUGAUGCAAUCCAGGAGCCAAGGAACCCUCAGGGAAGUAACGAAAAACAAGUGAUAGAGAAGGUGACUGUUGGAGGAAUGCGUGGUAAUCCGAAAAUUGAAAAUAAUGGGAAAGGGAGCGAGUAUAGCGAGCAGGCUUCCCAAGUGGGAGAGCAGUCCCUAGCCAAUCCUAGGAAUACAAGCAUUUCGUCCGUAGGCGACACGAGUAGUACUGAAGGUGGGAAGCAAGAAAAAAGUAAGAAGCCACCGGCAAACCACAGGGUGUGCAAUCAAGUAAGAAAGCUCAAACAAAAGGUGCGGGGGACCUAUCCCCUUCAGGUCAUAAAUGAGAAUUCUCAGCUAUAA
Molecule: messenger RNA, 510 nt
Organism: Linum trigynum
Lineage: Eukaryota; Viridiplantae; Streptophyta; Magnoliopsida; Malpighiales; Linaceae
Source: the annotation of a GenBank genome assembly